AUGAGCACUGCCGUCGCGCUGGUCGCAUGCUCAAUCGUAGCUCUUGUUUUGGGCAUCCGGCUAGCCCGGUCACCGCGAGCAGCGAGCAAGCCGCUAGAAAUCACACAACUUUACAUAUAUCCUAUCAAAGGACUUGGGGGAUGCGCGGUGCAGCGAGCACAUUUGGGCAAAUAUGGCCUAAUCGGAGACAGGACGUUUUCGCUGCAAAAGGUCAUUCGGGACAAGACCGACCCGUCCAAGAAGACAUAUGAAACCAUGUUUAUCGGCUACUACCUUUAUAUGGCAUUAUUCCAGGCUUCAAUCGAGCACAAUGGGAGGCAAGAAAAUGCGACCGAAGGAGAAGUGGUAGUAAAAUGGCACGGCCGAGGAACGGAGCACGGCAAAACAAUCAACGAAGCAAACGUCACCACUACUGACGAAAUUCGAUUCAAACUAUCGCCAAGUACAGAGGGGUUAGAGGCGAUUGAAACAAGUCUUCAUGUAAGCCAGGCCAAGGCUUACGACAUGGGCGACAAACUUGCAGCGUGGUUCUCGGAGCGCCUCGGGGUUGAGGCAAGACUUGCCUACAUUGGGAACGGCUCACGGCCUGUUCUGGGAUCUCUAGCGCCAAACAGCAAAGGAGGACUGAAAAAGGCCAGGCUUGCUCAGCGCCUCAUGUCCUUCAUUCCCUUUACCAGGUUUCCCGAGGAGCGUCUUGUCUUCAACGACCUUGCGCACUACCUCGUCGUCACUGAAGAGUCCACAGCGGAGGUCUCUUCCCGCCUCGAGGGCGACUUGACGAUGGAUGUUCGAAAGUUCCGUCCGAAUGUCGUUGUCAAAGGUGCAAGCGGCCCUUUCGUAGAGGACUUUUGGGGCGAGUUGACUUUUGACGGCGGUGUCCAGAUGCCUCUGACGGCCAACUGUUAUCGCUGCCAAAGUAUCACUGUCGACUAUGAAACUGGCAAGACGGCGAGUGAUGACCGCGGACUGGUAUGGAAGAAGCUGAAUAAAGACCGCCGAGUUGAUAAGGGUGCCAAAUACAGCCCUGUAUUUGGACGUUACGGAUACUGCUUCGGGUCAGCAGUUGGCGAGACAUUAAGUGUUGGCCAGAGAGCGCGAAUCUCUCACGUCAAUCCGGACAGAACGACUUUCGACUGGCCGCAUCUUACAACGUUUGGCGUUAGCCAGAAGAAAAAAUAG
This is a messenger RNA of Colletotrichum godetiae, 1179 nucleotides long. RefSeq lists its product as uncharacterized. Lineage: Eukaryota; Fungi; Ascomycota; Sordariomycetes; Glomerellales; Glomerellaceae. The coding region runs from base 1 to 1179 and encodes 392 amino acids. The transcript has 3 exons. Gene Ontology annotation, molecular function: pyridoxal phosphate binding; catalytic activity; molybdenum ion binding. The record is from RefSeq and is a predicted model, not a curated record.